AUGUGGUUUUAUUCCGUGACUGAAGUGUGUGAUAUUUCUGCUGCUGACAGGGAAGGCCGCUCUAAUGCUCACAUUAAAGGAGAUUACCAAAGAAUCGGAGAUGUUAUGCUAAAGAACAUUCAGAGUAUGAAGCAACUGACAGUUCACCUGUGGAAGCACAAUGAGAUUUUAAUUGAACUGGAGAACGGAAUCAAGAACUCUCGCAAGCUGGAAACCUUUUGCAGGGAUUUUGAGCUACAGAAGGUCUGCUACUUGCCUCUCAAUACCUUCCUUCUCAGACCUUUACACAGGCUUAUGCACUACAAGCAGAUAAUGGAGAGGCUUUGCAAACACUACCCACCAAGCCACAUAGACUUCAGGGAUUCAAGAGCUGCUUUGGCUGAGAUUUCUGAGAUGGUGGCUCAGCUCCACGGCAAUAUGAUAAAGAUGGAGAACUUCCAGAAGCUGCAUGAACUCAAGAAAGACUUGAUAGGCAUAGACAAUCUGGUGAUCCCAGGAAGGGAGUUCAUUAGACUGGGCAGUCUUAGUAAGUUGUCUGGAAAAGGUUUACAGCAACGGAUGUUCUUUCUGUUUAACGAUAUCUUGUUGUACACAAGUAGAGGCCUGACAGCAUCAAAUCAGUUUAAAGUCCACGGACACCUUCCACUGUAUGCCAUGACAAUAGAAGAAAGUGAAGAGGAGUGGGGGGUUCCUCAUUGUCUAACACUACGAGGUCAACACCAGUCCAUCGUUGUUGCUGCAAGUACCCGCACCGAAAUGGACAAAUGGACUGAGGACAUUCAGAUGGCAAUAGACCUGGCAGAGAAAAGCAGCGGCCCUGCUCCAGAGUUACUGGCUAGCAGCCCACCUGACAAUAAGUCUCCUGAUGAAACUACUGUAGACCAGGAAUCUGAGGACGACCUCAGUGCAUCCCGCACCUCACUCGAACGUCAGUCACCACACCGUGGCAACACUACGGUGCACGUCUGCUGGCACAGAAAUACCAGUGUUUCAAUGAUCGACUUUAGUAUUGCUGUGGAGAACCAGCUGUCUGGAAAUCUCCUAAGAAAAUUCAAAAACAGCAACGGGUGGCAGAAGCUUUGGGUGGUGUUCACCAACUUCUGCAUGUUCUUCUAUAAAUCGCACCAGGACAAUCAUCCUUUAGCCAGCCUUCCUUUACUGGGAUAUUCACUUACCAUUCCUUCUGAAUCUGAAAACAUUCACAAAGAUUAUGUGUUCAAGCUACAUUUCAAAUCCCACGUGUACUACUUCAGGGCUGAAAGUGAAUACACGUUUGAAAGAUGGAUGGAAGUGAUCCGAAGUGCCACCAGCUCUGCCUCACGCACCCAAGCUCUGAGUCAUAAAGAGCCUCACGCCUAUUGACGGCUGAACAAGCUACCGUGUUGAUUGUCCAGCAGCUGCUGAUUUUCUAGAGGACAUUUGAAACUCUUUUCUCCCUCCAAGUUUAGUAAAACUUACGAUUUGGUAAAAGAAAAGAAAAAAAAAUAAGUAUGGUUUUGCAGAAAGUUUCACAAUUCCUCAGCAAAACUGUUUAAGUUCUCCAUAUGUUCAGACUACCUUACCAUCGUCCCAGUGGCUGCGUUCGUUUCAUGUCUUGUAUUUUGUCAUUCUGUGCUGUUUUUAGCUUGUGCCAGUAUUAAAAUAUUGUCCUUAUUAGAGUGCCAAAUGCCAAAAGAUAUUUUGUUGCCUCAAAGAUUGCACCUAAAAAAAAAAAAAACUGACUUCACAAUCUGAACUUUCUCCUCUGAGGCAAACACUAUUUCUUAUCUUUUCAUUAAAAUAUGUUAUUUUUUUUUUACCAUGUUAAUCUGUAGACUGCUGGAUUUUUAAAUGUAGAUGGACUUUCACAGUAUAGAAUAUAAUUAUAUAUACAGCAAGCAGUCUAACAGGAAUGAGGUAACUUUCAGAUUCCAUUUUUUUUCCCCAGUCUUUCUACAUUUAAUCAGCAAGGAAUUACUUAUUUUCUGUCUUUAACAAGGAAACAGUUUACAGCUCGCUCUCAUUUCCCUUUGGGGUUACAAAUCCAUGUGGUAUAAAUAAAGUAUAGGGUUCUUAUCUAACCAUUUUCUUGGUGCAAGUUGACCAAAUUGUUCAUCUGUUGGCUUUGAAAAGUGAAUACUACUUGCCAGAUGAAAAGGUUUUAAAAUAAUCCAGUGCAAUAUUAUUUGGGCUGUAAUGUACUGUGAAUGGUAUGUACAAGAAGAAAUUAAAGGCUGUGGUGAC
Molecule: messenger RNA, 2223 nt
Organism: Leptosomus discolor (cuckoo roller)
Lineage: Eukaryota; Metazoa; Chordata; Aves; Leptosomiformes; Leptosomidae
Source: RefSeq, a predicted model, not a curated record